AGGGAGCGACCGAAGAGGAAGAAGGGCCGGACGUGGGCGGAAGCCGCUAAAACGGUGUUGGAGAAAUACCCAAACACGCCCAUGAGCCAUAAAGAGAUCCUGCAGGUGAUCCAGAGAGAAAGACUUAAAGAAAUAAGCGCAGUGAUUCGUUGGACAGAUGUGUGAUUUGCAUUUUUCUCCCAUGAUCCAGUGGAACUUCACCGCUGGCAUGUCUGAAUGCGAUGCUGCACACAAACUCUCGUGGCGAGGAGGGGAUUUUCUACAAAGUUCCAGGCAGAAUGGGAGUCUACACGUUAAAGAAGGACAUCUCAGACGUGGUGAAGGAGCUGUCUGAGGAGAGCUCCGACGAGAGCAGCGACAACCUGUCAGACUCCAGAAGCUCAGAAAACAACAGCAUCUCCCAGGAGGGCAGGAGAGGACGCUGGAUGCGCAGAGGUACUGUGCACCGGUUACAGGAUCAUUACUUACACAUUGUACAUCACUGCAUCAGUUAAGUUAAUUUUAUUUUGGCACAGUUAAUUAAACAUCUCUUAAACCUGAUACUUGUUAGCAUAGUCUGGAAAAAGUUUAUUGUUUAAGGAAAAUACAAAAAAAAAAGAAAGAAAGAUAUCUCCUUCUCAUCACCUUGAUCGAUUAUAACAUAUUAACGAAGGCGUAGAGCUCUGUCUGUGGAUAUAUUUUUACUGAUUGCUUUCUGAGCUGUAUCAUGGCAGUAAGAGUUGACGCCCCGUCUCAGCAGCUGUUUAAAACUCAUCGCGGAAACACAGGAAACCAGCUGAAGCAGCAGUAGACGAGGCAAGUUGAGGGAAAGUGGCUUCACCACUUCAGAAAACAUAAAUGACACCAUCUCAUCCACCAAUAUUUCCCUGGAAUAUACUCAGAGCAUCAAACAUGAUGAUGGCAGAAGGUGGGUUUUGUCUUUAGAGAAACAAGCUGUGUCCGUUAUGUUUUCUGUCAGCAGAGAAGCUUCAGGCCGAACACCAUCAUCUCAUCGCAGCAGUCUUUCUCUCCGGGAGUCAAAUCCAAGCUCGGUUGUGAAUCGCGCACCUGAUUGUUCCUGAUUGAGCCUUUUCCUCAAGUGCCAAUUAUUUUGUUUUCCUCGGGCUGUGCUCUCACCGACUCUCAUUAUUUUUUCUCUGCCACUUGAAUAUUCUUAAGCGACUGUUCAAACAGGAAACAGUAUUUUUUUGCAGUAUGAUCCGUGCCCACUUCCUCAUAAUGCACACGUAAGGAGCUGCCAAGCAAGUGGGCGGACUCCGAUAAUGUGGUAUUUUUGAACUAAUCAAUGCAAAGAGCCACAAAGUCAAAUGCAGAUAGAGCGACAUCCAAAGGAAGCAAGUGGCACAUCUACGGUAUGUAGAAGAUAUGUUAUAGUGGCGAUAGACAGCAGAGAAGGCGGGGUUCUAAUAACUAAUCUUCCUUUUCAGAUGCUCUGUGCUUUUUUUUUAGUGAUGUGACAUUUUAGCAAGUUCCCUCCAAGCUGCAGUCGCAGCCGUCUUCGCCUCAGCCUCGAUGCUCGUCGCCCUCCGUGCCCUCCAGUAAGCUCAUCUCGCCCUCACAGAAACACAGCAAGAAAGCUCUGAAGCAGGCCUUGAAGCAGCAGCAGCAGAGAAACCAGCGCAGACAGGUGGGGAUGCCAACCACCUCCAGUCCCAGACUGCUCCUGAAAACCAUCAAAGACAUGGCUGACAACAUAACUACAAAGGCUGCAGACUUAGGCCAUCCGGUCGUACCGAGGAAGGUUCCACAGAGGGCAGGUCGCCUCAGUGCAGGGCAGAUCAAACGUACCAAGUGCACCAUCGACGUGGAGACUCCAGACUCGAUCCUGGUGAACACCAACCUGCGGGCCAUCAUCAACAAGCACACCUUCUCUGUCCUGUCCUCCGACUGCCAGCAGAGGCUGCUCAAACUUCUGCCUGAAGUUGACCGGCAGGCUUGUAUGGACGGACUUCUCAAGGUCACUAGUUCUGCAUUAAACAACGAGUUCUUCACAUCAGCGGCUCAGUCUUGGAAGGAGAGACUGUCUGAGGGAGAAUUCACGCCGGAGUUGCAGCUACGAAUGCGUCAAGAAGUGGAGAAGGAAAAGAAAGUCGAGCUCUGGAAGGAGGCCUUCUUCGAAAACUAUUACGGUGAAAGUUCUGGGCUCAGCUAUGAAGAAUCCAAAGAGCUGACGAAGGCUGAUCAGAAUCAGGCGUCUGCCAGGCCCCAGCCCCCCCCCCAUCAGACAAGACUGGCCACUCAGGCAUCAGAGGAAGCCAAGGGCAGAAAGGAGAGCAGCCAGACCGAUGCUGCUGCUAAAGACGUGAAGACAACACGGGCAUCGUCGCUGGAGCCUCAGAAAGCAUCGCCCGCUGCCAGAGAGCCAGUGGCCGCCACAGAGCCCAUGAAGACCCGGCGCUCCCAGUACGCGGAGGAGCGGAGGUUGAGCGCCACGGCACAGACGGAGACAACACCUGCAGUGAGAACACCUGCAGCCGAGAGUCGGACUGAGAGGAGAGCGGUGGCUGCGCUGCCUGAGAAGGAGCCUAAAGAAGAAGUGAAGGAGGAGAAACCCAAUCUCCCCCCGUCACCUGUGAAGAAGAGCCCUCCCCCGCCAAAGGGCAGUUCAGAGCUAAAGCAGGAUCCACCGGUGGAUCAACCGAUGGCUGUGGUUAAACCUGCCGAGAGCGAAGAGGUCCUCCCGGAGCCCGGUGGCCCCGCGGAGCCGCUGAAAAGAAAAUCUGUCAGUGAGACGGAGGCUGAGCUGACACCAGAGAAAAGACCACGGAUGUCCUCAGUGUCCUCCGUGUCUUCGGUCUCCUCCGUCUCCCCGUCAGCAUCGUCCAUAUCCAGCCCUGCGACACCGACGGCAUCGACCAAUCCGAGGGUUCCACCACUCAAGAUCCAAGUGUCCAGACUCCUUUCCGUUCCUGUGUCCCCCAGCCAGGUCUCACCCCGGACCCCGGUCCCCGCCCCGCUCAGCAGCCCGGGCCGCACUGGUGCUCGCACUCUGGCGGACAUCAAAGCCAAAGCUCAGCUGGCCCGAGCACAGCGAACAGCAGCCGCCGCGGUGUCGUCUGCGUCGAAGGGAGCGGUGCCAGGCCCGGGGCCGGGAGGAGGCAGUGGUGAGCAGACGCAUCCUUCACCCAGGUCCUGCCCAACAUCCCCACAGACACCAACCAGGUUACAAUCCACCUCCACCCCCGGCCAUCAGAGCAGUCCUCCUCCUUCUCGACCACAGGACUCCUUUACUCACAUUAGCCCAAACGCGUCUCACACAUCUCAUUCGAACAAACCUCAAAAUACUUCAACACAAUCUUUAUCUGUGCAACCCAAGGGACCGGAGAACCCAGCUCCUGGUGGAUCCUCAACCAGGACCAGCUCCUGCAUCCCGGCCAACAACCCACUGGUCACUCAGCUCCUGCAGGGCAAAGAGGUUCCGUUGGAGCAAAUCCUCCCGAAGCCACUGUCCAGGGUGGAAGUGGAGAUGGCCAACUUACCCUCUGGGAGUAAGGGGAAGACGUCCCACUCUGCUGAGCACAGGGCUGAUGUGCACAUGUCCCACCAGUUCAACACAGCAGCACGAGCUGGAGUGUUCUCUGAAUACUCGAGACAUCACAGGGAGCUUCCUGACAAGGAGACUCAGGAACAGAUCCUCCAGGCGCUGAUGCAGAGGAAGGUCCAGCAGCCCCAGCCCUAUGGAGUGUUGGGGCCUCAGUUCAAGGCCCAUCCACUGGUGCAUGCAGAGGAUCAUCAGGCCAGGAUCUGCGUUGGCUUUUUGGGUCGUAAGAGGAUUCCCAGGCCCGCCAUGACAGGACACUACCUGCUCAACGUGUCCACGUACGGCCGAGGACCAGAGAGUAAACGACUGCAUCAGUCUGCCAUCCCCAACACGUCUGUGUUCGGUUUAAAAAGUGAAAACCUCGAAGUAGAGCCGGUGCUGAAGGAAGAAGAACCAGUCAGGAAAGUUUUCUCUCCUGUUCCCGGGAUUAAAACGGAGCCGCAGGGAGUCACGUCAACCGAGGCAGGAGAAGCAGCGAGUUUUCCACAUGUGAAAACUGAGCCUGGAUCAGAGGACGGUGCAGCUGCUUCCGACCACAGCAGCACCAGUGAGACAGCCAAAGACACCAGUCCCUUUCCCCAGUCCCACCGAAGGCACCUCCAGCUCUGCAGUAGUAAUCAAGGAAACUCCGAGCCAUAUCUCACCCAAGUGGACGCCGGUCACCAGCAGCCGCCGGCCUUCCAAACCCAGAGGACGCUCGAUCACCAGGAACCUGUUUCGUGCUUCGGUGGCACGAUCAGCAUGUCCGUACCUCACACUCUGAACCGUGACCCCCCCGGCACCUGCUCCUCCACGUCCCCGUCCGAGGCCGACGGCAGCGGCGUCCACGGCAGCGUCAUGUCCUUCUCAGUGACCGUCACCACCAUACCCGCCGGUCACCCGCUAGACCACAGCGGCCAGGGCGAGCCCUCGCCUGAGCAGUCCUUCAUCGAGGGCUCCAACAUGGAGGAGGUGCAGUCUAAAUGUUACUGCCGCCUGAAGGCCAUGAUCAUGUGCAAAGGCUGCGGCGCCUUCUGCCAUGACGACUGCAUCGGCCCCUCCAACCUGUGCGUCUCGUGUUUAGUGGUUCGAUGACCUGAAGCUGAACCUGAGGCGGUUCAUACAGGAUCGGUGCAGAACGGGAUGAAGCAUGUUCGCCACGCUCCAGAGAAAACAGCCAGCACGUGUGUGCGUGUGAGUGUGUGUGAGCGUGUGUGUGUAUGUGUGUGUGUAUGUGCGUGUGUGUGAGCGUGUGUGUGGUCGCUGUUGGAAAGCUAAGGAUUUACACUGGAUGGUCUUUUGUUUCACCAACGUCUGAGAGAAGUUGUUUUGUGCAAUCGUUUGUGUAGAAAGGUCGAAUCAGUUUCCAAUCAGAUGAGUAAAGUGUCAGAUGUGUGACAAAGAUACAAUCUGGCAAUGUUUGCACUUGGCUAGGAUAUAAUAUAUAUAUAUAUAUAUAUAUAUAUAUAUACAUAUAUUUAUAUGUAUAUGUGUGUGUGUAGUUUCUAAAAAAGGAGGGAAAAUGAAUGUUGAUAUUUUUGUAGAACGUAAUGACUGUUGUGUGUUAGACUUACACUUUUUAUUAUUAUUACUAUUGGACCUAAUCAGUCGCGAUUAAAAGGCAAAAAAAAGGGCGCUUAUGAUAAUCAUGGGUUGUAGAGAAACUCCUAUUCGGCAUUUCUGCACGCAUGGCAGGGAAGUGCAACUUACAGUAACUAUUUUUAUUAUAAAAACUCUACAUUUAGUACUGAACACACUCAGAUUCAGAACGUGUAUAGUUUUAGAUGGAGAAUAUUAAUAAUAUGGAAUUUUUUUGAACGGUGACUUUAUAAGAAUCAACGAUCGCGUUGUUUUUAACUGCUGAAGGUUGAAGCACUUGAAAACCACCUGGAGACGAGAGGAUGACUGUGUACAGCACUUAAAUCCAAACACACGGAAGAAGAAGAAUCAUUUAUAUAAAUAUAUAUAUAUAUAUGUUUUAAAAAAAAACGUUUUUACAAAUCAAGUCUUUUCCAUUCAUGGUUGAGAUGUGACGUCACUUCCUAUCGUAUGAACCUGCUUUUAUUUUUACCCCGAAACGUGUGUAGAUAUCGUCUGGAUAUGGGUUUCCUCGUGCUUGUGUGUGUCUGUACACAUGGAUCAGCAGUGGCAAAGUAAAACACUCGACAGCGGGGGGGUUGUUCACUGUACAUAUUUGCUCAUGUAUGAUAUAUAUACACCUAGAUGUAGAAAGAUUUUAUUUUAUCGGUGCAGUACACUUCGCUCGAGCAUAUCCAGCUUGUUUAUUUACAAAAAAUGAUUUUCACUGUGGAAAACUGAGAGGGAGAAAAAUAAGUAAAUUGUGCUAAAAUGCUUUAUUCUGACCCGAGUCAGCGCAGCACGUUUUGAGAGGAAUAAUUUGGACGUGACACCGACUAACAGGAAGGUGCGACGUUUCAAACGUCCUCUUUCCUGCAAACGGAGGCCGUGUUAAUGUGGUUUAAUGAAGUGUUACAAGCACACAAUGAUGCUGUGUCACGCACAAUGUGUGUGGUGUACAACAGUGAACCAGCACGUGCUUUAUGAUCGUGUCAACACAACAAACCCAUUAAUGUGCAGGAAGGCCAGUGUGAAGUGUUCCUGCCGCAGGUUUUUUCCGGGUGCUUGUUUUUACUGAAAUUUAAAAUGCAUCAUUUAUAUUUCAGUGAUGCAAAGUAAUCUUUUUUUAUAGUAAUCAUUUCCAAGGUAAUAUGCCAAAGUCACCUUAAGAAAACAAAAAAAUAAUCCGAACUUGUUUUUAAUGUCUGACUAGUUAAUCAAAGUAAUAUAUUUUAAUUAAUAUAUUUUAAUAUAAAUAAAAAAAAUCUAUUUGCUAAUUGUUUUUGACAAAUCAACAGGGUAUUUACUAUAAUAAUAUUAAUAAUAAUAUAUUGGCUGUACGCUUUUUCCAAUAAUCUAGUGGUGAGCGGACAGACCCCCGGACAGAGACUCGCUCUGACCCAAGUUUUUAAACACAUCCAUUCAUUCUGUGUAUUUUUCCAUAGAGGAGUCGUCCAAUGUGUUGUAGUCAUCUACCUUUGUGUCAUCACCCAAUGAAAACAAAAUGUGUGUAGCUCAAAGCACAAUCUUUAGUUGAGUGGAUUAAUCCCAGAUCAAUAUUUGAUGGUCUCUGGUAUAAAGGAGUUGGAGUUGUGUUGUUGGUAGAGAAGUUGGUUUCCAGAUGGUAGAGCUAGAAUCUGGAGAAGUUUCCACUGAUGUAGUUUAGUCACGUCACUAAAAAUAAACUGAUUCUGCUAACACAAAGCUAAUUCACUAUCCCCCUCUUUGAAUAGUUAGGUCUUCGCUUGGUGGAACGUGAUGGUAGAAAAGUGUGUGUGUGUGUGUGUGUGUGUGUGGGGGGGGGGACGACUGUGACAAUAAAGUUAACGAAGAUAUUCAAACUUAGCAGAAACGGCAGCUCACAUCUCUGAUAAUGACUGAAACAUGAAACAUGACCCAGGAGCAGUCCUCCUCCUCCUCUUCCACCUCCUCCUCCUCCUCAAGGUCACUGUCAAACUCACCUGUGUGUGUGUGUCUGUGUGUGUGUGUGUGUGCACCUAGAAGCUACCAUCACCGUUUAUUUUUUAAAAUGUCACGUUCGUCACUACAGGUGAAUUUGUAAUUUUUUUUUUUAAACGUGUCUCGUGUCAUUUUGUCUCCAUUUUAAACUCUGGUUGAAUGUAAUAUAGUAAUCAUCACUUGUAAGCAAAGUGUAUUUUAUCAAAAGUUAUAGACUAUUAUGAAUAAAUAAUGAAGAGAAAAGCA
Pleuronectes platessa (European plaice) is the source of this 7303-nucleotide messenger RNA. It is a transcript of the gene asxl2, whose product is annotated as ASXL transcriptional regulator 2. Lineage: Eukaryota; Metazoa; Chordata; Actinopteri; Pleuronectiformes; Pleuronectidae. Gene Ontology annotation, molecular function: DNA binding; peroxisome proliferator activated receptor binding; chromatin binding. The transcript is spliced from 12 exons. Gene Ontology annotation, biological process: animal organ morphogenesis; positive regulation of transcription by RNA polymerase II. The coding region runs from base 1634 to 4615 and encodes 993 amino acids. The record is from RefSeq and is a predicted model, not a curated record. Gene Ontology annotation, cellular component: PR-DUB complex.